Molecule: messenger RNA, 1497 nt
Organism: Didymodactylos carnosus
Lineage: Eukaryota; Metazoa; Rotifera; Eurotatoria; Philodinida; Philodinidae
Source: the annotation of a GenBank genome assembly
AUGACCAGUGCUAAGCCACUAACAGACGAGUUUCACGCAAACUUAGACAAUCAAAAUCUUGAAAUUUUCUGCCUCAUCUGGCUCGAUGCGAAUGCGAACGUCAAAGAUGCUCGAGCCACAGAGCAAAAAUUACGUUCUAUUAUUAAUCAGCUCAAAAAGUUUCAAGAUGUAGCACAAUGUCAAAAAUACAUUGAAAAAUGCUCACAAAAUGAACGACUCGUUAUGAUUGUCAGUGGUCGAUUGGGGCGAGAAAUAGUUCCUUCUAUUUACAAACUUCGACAAGUUAUAUCGAUCUAUGUGUACUGCAUGGAUAAGGAAAGUAACAAAAAAUGGGCUGACAAAUUUGCAAAAGUAAAAGCUGUUGUUGUCGAACUUGAUCAACUCAUUUCUCAAAUUGAAGCUGAUCAUAAAAUUCAGAAAAUCGUAGAAGAACCAUUGUCAAUUAAUUUUUUUACUACAAGUACUGAUGCAGGUAAAUCAACAGCUGAUGUAAAUGGUGGAUUUGUUUUUUCUCAAGUACUUAUCGAUUGUCUGCUGCGGCUUAAACCCACCACAAAAGAUAAAAAAGAACUUAUUAAUCGUUGCAAACAACAAUAUGAAGGUAAUAGUGUCGACUUGAGCAUUAUUCAAGAAUUUGAAAAUAAUUAUUCACCUGACAAAGCUUUGUGGUGGUACACAAGACAAUCGUUCUUUUACAAGACUCUUAAUGCGGUUCUACGCACCGAAAAUAUCCAUAUGAUAUUUUUAUUUCGUGCAUUUAUCUCUGAUAUUCAUCAUCUGUUGCAAAAGUAUCAAGCUAAAGAUUUUGUAAGAGUUUUUCGCAGCCAGUUGAUGUCGAGUGAUGAAUUGGAAACUUUAAAACAACGCCAGGGUCAGUUUAUUUCAGUGAAUUCAUUUUUUUCUACGAGUACUGAAUAUCGCCAAGCUCUUUCAUUUCUGAAUGAUUCUGUCGCUAAAACUGGUUUAGAACGAGUACUAUUUAACAUUGAUGCCGAUCCGAAGAUAGUUACUGCAAAAUCAUGUGCUGAUAUCAGCGCACAUAGUGAAUUUGCUCAUGAAUCCGAAGUACUCUUUACGCUUGGUUCUAUUUUUCGUUUGAAAAGCAUCAUUCACAGUAGGGAUGAUAAUGUAUGGAUCAUCCGAAUGAUUUUAUGUAGUGAGAACGAACAUGAUUUAAGAGAAGUUCUCAUGUAUAUGAAGCAGCAGACUGGAAGUGGAGAAACAAAUCUUCGAACAUUAGGAAAAGUAUUAUGGAAAAUGGGAAAGCUUGAUUUAGCUGAGCAAUAUUUUAUUCGUUUAUUGAAAGAACUUCCACCAAAUGAUCAUUUACUUGGUAAUUUGUAUGAAGAGCUUGGUGAGCUGGCGUCACAGAAGGGUGAUUAUAAUAAGAGCAUUGAAUGGCAUCAGAAAUUACUUGCAUUGAAGAAUCCAAAGGUAUUAAUUGACGUUGACAAAACCAGUGAAAUAAGCAUUAGUAUGGGUAAGUUCAUCGAAUGA